Coregonus sp. 'balchen' is the source of this 13401-nucleotide messenger RNA. NCBI's taxonomy places the organism in Eukaryota, Metazoa, Chordata, Actinopteri, Salmoniformes, Salmonidae. The record is from the annotation of a GenBank genome assembly.
ACAGCCAACUGGCAUCCUCCUAUAGCCACAGCCAACUGGCAUCCUCCUAUAGCCACAGCCAACUGGCAUCCUCCUAUAGCCACAGCCAACUGGCAUCCUCCUAUAGCCACAGCCAACUGGCAUCCUCCUAUAGCCACAGUCAACUGGCAUCCUCCUAUAGCCACAGCCAACUGGCAUCCUCCUAUAGCCACAGUCAACUGGCAUCCUCCUAUAGCCACAGCCAACUGGCAUCCUCCUAUAGCCACAGCCAACUGGCAUCCUCCUAUAGCCACAGCCAACUGGCAUCCUCCUAUAGCCACAGCCAACUGGCAUCCUCCUAUAGCCACAGCCAACUGGCAUCCUCCUAUAGCCACAGCCAACUGGCAUCCUCCUAUAGCCACAGCCAACUGGCAUCCUCCUAUAGCCACAGCCAACUGUGAUCUUCUGUAUUGUUUUUAUAGACAGAAAAUAGCUUAGGACAGCACUUCUCUCUCCGCUUUUCUUAUCCUCCUCUUCCCAGCUGAGCCCUGUGUAGCUCAGUUGGUAGAGCAUGGCGUUUUCAACGCCAGGGUUGUGGGUUCGAUUCCCACGGGGGGCCAGUAUGAAAAUGUAUGCACUCACCAACUGUAAGUCGCUCUGGAUAAGAGUGUCUGCUAAAUGACUAAAAUGUAAAUGUUCCCUCCAUCUCUUCCUUCCUCUUCUUUUCCCCUAUCUCAUCUUUCUCUAAUCCUCCUCUAAUCCUCCUCUCUCUACCUUGUUCUCUCUCUACCUUGUUCUCUCUCUACCUUGUUCUCUCUCUACCUUGUUCUCUCUCCACCUUGUUCUCUCUCCACCUUGUUCUCUCUCCACCUUGUUCUCUCUCUACCUUGUUCUCUCUCUACCUUGUUCUCUCUCCACCUUGUUCUCUCUCCACCUUGUUCUCUCUCCACCUUGUUCUCUCUCCACCUUGUUCUCUCUCUACCUUGUUCUCUCUCCAGGGUCUCAUUUAGAUCUGUUCCAAACUCCUCCCUCUUCCCCCUCUGAUUCUGACUUGGCUCCAGCCGUAUCUCAGCUGCUGCAGCAGGGGACACUGUCCUCCGGGGCCACCCGGGGCAUCGUCUGCCAGGGUGGAGCCUCCCCCAUCUCCAAUUGGAGCCACACACUGUCCGUCCCCCCAGAAUGGGCCGUGAUUAGCGUAGAGAGCAGUGCGUCUCCGCCGGGGACUGGAAUUGAGAUGGAAGGUUCAAGGCGAACGGUGCAGCGCUCUAGCAGCCACAAAAGCCACAACAGCAGCCCUGUGUCCCCAGGCCAGGGGCCUCAGUUUGAGGGUAGCUCUUUGGAGCAUAGCUGGCAGGAGCGGGACAGUGGGAUGGAGCCCCAUGCAGCGCCAGAGCGGGCUGGGGAGGAGAUGGCCCUGGCUCUGUUCAGCCUUCUGGAACAUCACAGGUCUGCAGUGGGGCUCAGUCCGGGCCUGAACGCACCAGCAGGAGCAGCCGGUAAGGGCUCCGCAUCCGCGUGGCCAUAGCAACCCAAUCGGUUCAUAAUGGUUUGUUUAUGUUUGUCUUGUCUCUACUUAACAGAGUGUGCGUGCAUGUUCUUACAGUAUGUACAGGGCCUUCAGAAAGUAUUCAUACCCCUUGACUUAUUCCACAUUUUGUUACAGCCCGAACUGAAAAUUGAUUAAAUUGAUUUUUUUCCCCCUCAUCCAUCUACACACAGUACCCCAUAAUGACAAAAAGUGAAAACAUGUUUUUAGAAAUUUUUACAAAUUUAUUGAAAAUGAAAUGCAGAAAUAGCUAAUUUACAUGUAUUCACCCCCUGAGUCAAUACUUUGUAUAAGCACCUUUGGCAGUGAUUACAGAUGUGAGUCUUUCUGGGUAAGUCUCUAAGAGCUUUCCACACCUGGAUUGUGCAACAUUUGCCCAUUAUUAUUUUCAAAAUUCUUCAAGCUCUGUCAAAUUGGUUGUUGAUCAUUGCUAGACAACCAUUUUCAGAAGUAUACAGAACAAAAAUAUAAAUGCGAAAUGUAAAGGGUUGGUCCCAUGUUUCAUGAGCAGAAAAAAAAUCCCAGAAAUGUUCCAUAUGCACAAAAAGCUUAUUUCUCUCAGAUUUUGUGCACAAAUUUGUUAACAUCCCUGUUAGUGAGCAUUUUAUCAUUUGUCAAGAUAAUCCAUCCACCUGACAAGUGUGGCAUAUCAAGAAGCUGAUUAAACAGCAUGAUCAUUAGACAGAUGCACCUCGUGCUGGGGACAAUAAAAGGCCACUCUAAAAUGUGCAGUUUUGUCACACAGCACAAUGCCACAGAUGUCUCAAGUUUUGAGGGAGCAUGCAAUUGGCAUAAUGAACACAGAAAUGUCCACCAGACCUGUUGCCCGAGAUUUCAUGUUAAUUUCUCUACCAAUGUCGUUUUAGAGAAUUUGGCAGUACGUCCAACCGGCCACACAACCGCAGACCAUGUGUAUGGCGUCGUGUGGGCGAACGGUUUGCUGAUGUCAACGUUGGUGGCGGUGGGGUUAUGGUAUGGGCAGGCAUAAGCUAUGGACAACGAACACAAUUGCAUUUUAUCGAUGUCAAUUUGAAUGCACAGAGAUACCGUGAUGAGAUCCUGAGGUCCAUUUUUUCUAAGGUAUGUGACCAACAGAUGCAUAUCUGUAUUCCCAGUCAUAUGAAAUCCAUAGAUUAGGGCCUAUGAUUGUUUUUCAGUUGACUGAUUUCCUUAUAUGAACUGUAACUCAGUAAAACCUUUGAAAUUGUUGCAUAUUGCGGUUAUAUUUUUUGUUCAGUAUAGAUUUAAGUCAAAACUGUAACUCGGCCACUCAGGACCAUUCAUUGUCUUCUUGGUAAGAAACUCCAGUGUAGACUUGGCCUUGUGUUUUAGGUUACUGUCCUGCUGAAAGGUAAAUCCAUCUCCCAGUGUCUGGUGAAAAGCAGGCUAAACCAGGUUUUCCUCUUAAGAUUUUGCCUGUGCUGAGCGCCAUUCAGUUUAUUUUUUAUCCUGAAACUCAUCAGUCCUUAACGAUUAUAAGCAUACCCAUAACAUGAUGCAGCCACCACUAUGCUUGAAAAUAUGAAGACUGGUACUCAAUAAUUUAUUGGAUUUGCCCCAAACAAAACACUUUGUAAUCAGGACAAAAAGUUAAUUGUUUAGCCACACUUUUUUUGCAGUAUUACUUUAGUGCCUUGUUGCAAACAGGAUGCAUGUUUUGGAAUAGUUUUAUUCUGUACAGGCUUCCUACUUUUUACUCUCUCAAUUAGGUUAGUAUUGUGAAGUAACUAUGCUGAACAAAAAAUAUAAACGCAACAUGUAACAAUUUCAAAGAUGUUACUGAGUUACAGUUCAUAUAAGGACAUCAAUCAAUUUAAAAACAAUCAUAGGCCCUAAUCUAUGGAUUUCACAUGACUGGGAAUACAGAUAUGCAUCUGUUGGUCACAUACCUUAGAAAAAAUGGACCUCAGGAUCUCAUCACGGUAUCUCUGUGCAUUGAAAUUGACAUCGAUAAAAUGCAAUUGUGUUCGUUGUCCGUAGCUUAUGCCUGCCCAUACCAUAACCCCACCGCCACCAACGUUGACAUCAGCAAACCGCUCGCCCACACGACGCCAUACACGUGGUCUGCGGUUGUGAGGCCGGUUGGACGUACUGCCAAAUUCUCUAAAACAACAUUGGUAGAGAAAUGAACAUUAAGUUAUCUGGCAACAGCUCUAGUGGAUAUUCCUGCAGUCAGUAUGCCAAUUGCAUGCUCUUUCAAAACUUGAGACAUCUGUGGCAUUGUGUUGUGUGACACAACUGUACAUUUUAGAGUUACCUGUUAUUGUCCCCAGCACAAGGUGCACCUGUGUAAUGAUCAUGCUGUUUAAUCAGCUGGGAUCUUUUAUUUCAGCUCAUAAAAUAUGGGACCAACACUUUACAUGUUGCGUUUAUAUUUUUGUUCAGUGUACAAUGUUGUUGAUCCAUCCUCAGUUUUCUCCUAUCUCAGCCAUUAAACUCUUAACUGUUUUAAAGUCACCAUUGGCCUCCCUGAAAUCCCUGAGCGGUUUCCUUCCUCUCCGGCAACUGAGUUAGGAAGGACGCCUGUGUCUUUGUAGUGACUGGGUGUAUUGAUACACCAUCCACAGUGUAGUUAAUAACUUCACCAUGCUCAAAGAGAUAUUCAAUGUCUGCUUUUUUUAUUGUUACCCAUUUACCAAUAGGUGCCCUUCUUUUAGAGGCAUUGGAAAACCUCCCUGGUCUUUGUGGUUUAAUCUGUGUUUGAAAUUCCCUGCUUGACUGAGGGACCUUACAGAUAAUUGUAUGUGUGGGGUACAGAGAUGUAGUCAUUCAAAAAUCAUGUUAAACACAAUUAUUGCACACAGAGUGAGUCCAUGCAACUUGUGACUUGUGAAGCACAUUUUUACUCCUGAACGUAUUUAUGCUUGCCAUAACAAAGGGGUCGACUACUUAUUGACUCAAUACAUUUCAGCUUAUCAUUUUUUGUUAAUUUGUUACAUUUCAAAAAACAUAAUUCCACCUUGACAUUAUGGGGUAUUGUGUGUAGGCCAGUGACAAUAAAUCUCGAUUUAAUCCAUUUUUAAAUUCAUGCUGUAACACAACAAAAUGUGGAAAAAGUCAAGGGGUGUGAAUACGUUCUGAAGGCACUGUAUGUGUGCUUGUGUGUCAGAGCUGCUAAGGCGGUUGCUGGUGGAGAGAAAGGAGCUGGUCGAGGAGGUUCGCAACCUGAAGGACACACUGAGGGUGAGUCAAACGCUCCUCCUUCUCUUCCCUCCCUCUCUGUCACUGCAGAGAUGGGCAUAGAGGAGGACACACAGACACAAAUCCAUCCCUAUUACUUUGAUGUGGAUUGCUUUUUCCCUUCUCUACCCUGUACUGUACCAUGUGAGCUAUUUUAGACUUCACACUGCUUAUCAUUGGCUCAUGUAGACUAGUUGUUGCACCAUGUUUGCAGAUUGUGGAGGGCAACGGCGAUACAUAUUGUCUAACCGAACAUCGUAGAAAAAAAGUCAAAGCCUCAUCACAUGUUUGAACCACUGAUAAGCUUGCUUAGGUUAGCACAAAUAUUGAGAAACCCUUCCUUCCACAAACCUUGCAACUAGCCUGAACAUUGCACUUACUACCUACAUUGAAAUAUUUGUGCUAACCUAAGCACGCUUAUCAGUGUUGAAAAAAUGUGAUGUGGUUUGACUUUCCUGUUCUGUUAGAGAAUAUGUGUCGCUGUUGGCCUCCACCAUCUGCAAACAUGGUGCAACAACUAGUCGACUUGAGCCAGUGAGCAGUGUGAUGGCCCUGCCAUAUGGGAGAUUCUCCCUCUAGCUCUAGAUUACUGUCAUUAACUGUACACAAGGAACAUUGAAGGCAUUCCUGGCAUAUCUUGUUGAAGUGUUCACCUGAACUGGGUUGGCUAGCUUAGCUAAAACAGGUUCUGAACUUGGUAACCUAUUGACCAAAGCAAAGUCCCUGCUUAUCAUACACGUUUUCUGUAGACCGUGUCAAUAGAACUAUUGAUUUUCUAAGACAGUGACCGUAUGCAUGCAUGUCUGUCUGCUGGCCGGGAUGUAAAAUGAUACUUCUACUUCUCACCUUUUCCCCUGUCUCUUCUUUAUGAUUUAUAUUUUUCUGAUGCAAUGAGUUAACACACUCUUAUAUUCUGAUAUGGUUCUGGUUUGAGUGUACAGGAUCUUUAACUAUCUAAUUAAUAUAAUAUAAUAUAUAUAUGUGUGUGUGUGUAUAUAUAUAUAUAUAUAUAUAUAUAUAUAUAUAUGUAUAUGUAUGUAUAUGUAUAUAUGUAUAUAUAUAUAUACAUAUAUACACACACACACACACACACACAGUGAGGGAAAAAAGUAUUUGAUCCCCUGCUGAUUUUGUACGUUUGCCCACUGACAAAGAAAUUAUCAGUCUAUAAUUUUAAUGGUAGGUUUAUUUGAACAGUGAGAGACAGAAUAACAACAACAAAAAUCCAGAAAAACGCAUGUCAAAAAUGUUAUAAAUCGAUUUGCAUUUGAAUGAGGGAAAUAAGUAUUUGACCCCCUUUCAAUCAGAAAGAUUUCUGGCUCCCAGGUGUCUUUUAUACAGGUAACGAGCUGAGAUUAGGAGCACACUCUUAAAGGGAGUGCUCCUAAUCUCAGUUUGUUACCUGUAUAAAAGACACCUGUCCACAGAAGCAAUCAAUCAAUCCGAUUCCAAACUCUCCACCAUGGCCAAGACCAAAGAGCUCUCCAAGGAUGUCAGGGACAAGAUUGUAGACCUACACAAGGCUGGAAUGGGCUACAAGACCAUCGCCAAGCAGCUUGGUGAGAAGGUGACAACAGUUGGUGCGAUUAUUCGCAAAUGGAAGAAACACAAAAGGACUUUCAAUCUCCCUCGGCCUGGGGCUCCAUGCAAGAUCUCACCUUGUGGAGUUGCAAUGAUCAUGACAACGGUGAGGAAUCAGCCCAGAACUACACGGGAGGAUCUUGUCAAUGAUCUCAAGGCAGCUGGGACCAUAGUCACCAAGAAAACAAUUGGUAACACACUACGCUGUGAAUGACUGAAAUCCUGCAGCGCCCGCAAGGUCCCCCUGCUCAAGAAAGCACAUAUACAUGCCCGUCUGAAGUUUACCAAUGAACAUCUGAAUGAUUCAGAGGAGAACUGGGUGAAAGUGUUGUGGUCAGAUGAGACCAAAAUGGAGCUCUUUGGCAUCAACUCAACUCGCCGUGUUUGGAGGAGGAGGAAUGCUGCCUAUGACCCCAAGAACACCAUCCCCAACGUCAAACAUGGAGGUGGAAACAUUAUGCUUUGGGGAUGUUUUUCUGCUAAGGGGACAGGACAACUUCACCGCAUCAAAGGGACGAUGGACGGGGCCAUGUACCGUCAAAUCUUGGGUGAGAACCUCCUUCCCUCAGCCAGGGCAUUGAAAAUGGGUCGUGGAUGGGUAUUCCAGCAUGACAAUGACCCAAAACACACGGCCAAGGCAACAAUGGAGUAGCUCAAGAAGAAGCACAUUAAGGUCCUGGAGUGGCCUAGCCAGUCUCCAGACCUUAAUCCCAUAGAAAAUCUGUGGAGGGAGCUGAAGGUUCGAAUUGCCAAAUGUCAGCCUCGAAACCUUAAUGACUUGGAGAAGAUCUGCAAAGAGGAGUGGAACAAUAUCCCUCCUGAGAUGUGUGAAAACCUGGUGGCCAACUACAAGAAACGUCUGACCUCUGUGAUUGCCAACAAGGGUUUUGCCACCAAGUACUAAGUCAUGUUUUGCAGAGGGGUCAAAUACUUAUUUCCCUCAUUAAAAUGCAAAUCAAUUUAUAACAUUUUUGACAUGCGUUUUUCUGGAUUCCUUAUAUGAACUCUCACUUUUCAAAUAAACCUACCAUUAAAAUUAUAGACUGAUCAUUUAUUUGUCAGUGGGCAAAUGUACAUAUACAGUGAGGGGAAAAAAGUAUUUGAUCCCUUGCUGAUUUUGUACGUUAGCCCACUGACAAAGACAUGAUCAGUCUAUAAUUUUAAUGGUAGGUUUAUUUGUACAGUGAGAGACAGAAUAACAACAAAAAUAUUUAGAAAAACGAAUGACAAAAAUGUUAUAAAUUGAUUUGCAUUUUAAUGAGGGAAAUAAGUAUUUGACCCCUCUGCAAAACAUGACUUAGUACUUGGUGGCAAAACCCUUGUUGGCAAUCACAGAGGUCAGACGUUUCUUGUAGUUGGCCACCAGGUUUUCACACAUCUCAGGAGGGAUAUUGUUCCACUCCUCUUUGCAGAUCUUCUCCAAGUCAUUAAGGUUUCGAGGCUGACGUUUGGCAAUUCGAACCUUCAGCUCCCUCCACAGAUUUUCUAUGGGAUUAAGGUCUGGAGACUGGCUAGGCCACUCCAGGACCUUAAUGUGCUUCUUCUUGAGCCACUCCUUUGUUGCCUUGGCCGUGUGUUUUGGGUCAUUGUCAUGCUGGAAUACCCAUCCAUGACCCAUUUUCAAUGUUCUGGCUGAGGGAAGGAGGUUCUCACCCAAGAUUUGACGGUACAUGGCCCCAUCCAUCGUCCCUUUGAUGCGGUGAAGUUGUCCUGUCCCCUUAGCAGAAAAACACCCCCAAAGCAUAAUGUUUCCACCUCCAUGUUUGACGGUGGGGAUGGUGUUCUUGGGGUCAUAGGCAGCAUUCCUCCUCCUCCAAACACAGCGAGUUGAGUUGAUGCCAAAGAGCUUGAUUUUGGUCUCAUCUGACCACAACACUUCCACCCAGUUCUCCUCUGAAUCAUUCAGAUGUUCUUUGGCAAACUUCAGACGGCCCUGUAUAUGUGCUUUCUUGAGCAGGGGGACCUUGCGGGUGCUGCAGGAUUUCAGUCCUUCACGGCGUAGUGUGUUACCAAUUGUUUUCUUGGUGACUGGUCCCAGCUGCCUUGAGAUCAUUGACAAGAUCGUCCUGUGUAGUUCUGGGCUGAUUCCUCACCAUUCUCAUGAUCAUUGCAACUCCAGAGGUGAGAUCUUGCAUGGAGCCACAGGCUGAGGGAGAUUGACAGUUCCUUUGUGUUUCGUCCAUUUGCGAAUAAUCGCACCAACUGUUGUCACCUUCUCACCAAGCUGCUUGGCGAUGGUCUUGUAGCCCAUUCCAGCCUUGUGUAGGUCUACAAUCUUGUCCCUGACAUCCUUGGAGAGCUCUUUGGUCUUGGCCAUGGUGGAGAGUUUGGAAUCUGAUUGAUUGAUUGAUUGCUUCUGUGGACAGGUGUCUUUUAUACAGGUAACAAGCUGAGAUUAGGAGCACUCCCUUUAAGAGUGUGCUCCUAAUCUCAGUUUGUUACCUGUAUAAAAGACACCUGGGAGCCAGAAAUCUUUCUGAUUGAGAGGGGGUCAAAUACUUAUUUCCCUCAUUAAAAUGCAAAUCAAUUUAUAACAUUUUUUACAUGCGUUUUUCUGGAUUUUUGUUGUUGUUAUUCUGUCUCUCACUGUUCAAAUAAACCUACCAUUAAAAUUAUAGACUGAUCAUUUCUUUGUCAGUGGGCAAACGUACAAAAUCAGCAGGGGAUCAAAUACUUUUUUCCCUCACUGUAUAUAUUUACAUACACACACACACACACACACACACACACACUCUCUGGCAGACUGAGCGAGCUGAGUGGCACCAGUUCCAGUGCGAUCUACAGGUGGCAGUGUCUGUGGCCGACCGGCUGCGCGUGGAAGCGGAGGAGACUAUGGGCAUGCUCAGAGAGAGCCACGGGAACGUGGAGGGCCAGCUGGACCAGGUCCAGUGCAGACAGCAGGACACGGACAGGGAGAUGGAGAGCUUGAGAACUGAACACAGAGAGGCCUGUCACAGACUGUCUGCUCUCACCCUGGAGCACCAACAGACCAGGGCUGAGCUGGACACACUGAGACUGUCUGCUCUCACCCUGGAGCACCAACAGACCAGGGCUGAGCUGGACACACUGAGACUGUCUGCUCUCACCCUGGAGCACCAACAGACCAGGGCUGAGCUGGACACACUGAGACUGUCUGCUCUCACCCUGGAGCACCAACAGACCAGGGCUGAGCUGGACACACUGAGACUGUCUGCUCUCACCCUGGAGCACCAACAGACCAGGGCUGAGCUGGACACACUGAGACACACACUCGGGGAGAGAGAGAGGGACUCACUGAGGGAAAGAGAGAAGGACUCACACCGAGAGAUGGAGGGAAGAGACACGGAGGAGAGGACGUUUGGAGAAGACACUAGUGAAGACAUAAGCACGAUGGAGGCGCUGGAUGGGAAGAAAAUAAAGGAUUCAGAAAGAGAAGUGGAAGGAGAGAAAAUGGUGAAGAGUGAGGGAGAGGAUGUCAACAUGGGAGGGCAGUCUCCUGAGGAGCUUGUUAGAGGAGGGGAGAACCUGCUCAAAGUGAAGGGGGUGGCGGAGGCGUACCUACGGAAUUUGGCGGCCGGGGAGAUGGGGUGCAACUUGAGAGAUCCACAGAGGAUUGUGAUGAUGUCAGAGCGUUCCAGGUGAGUGCCUCAUCAUGCCCGUAUGAUGCACUAGCACUUUGGAGGUGGAGCAUCUGUUUGUUGUUAUCUGGAGCAUGUAAGCUAGCCUGUGUCUCUAUAGGAGCAACCCUUGACCUUGUUGCGCAAGGCCAUGCUAUAGACACACGUAUCCUACCUUUAUCUGUGGCAACUAAAUCCUAUCUUAUCUGUUCCAGGAGCCUCUCUCGACUUCCCCUGCCCACUGACACUCUCCCUGCACAGAAUGGUAGCUCCCAGACCACUACUAGUACAACACUGCCUCUAUGCAAGGUAACACUAAUAUUCAACCAACAAAUGUGUUUUUGUAAUGGUAUCAGAAAGCCUGGACUUGAAAUUCAAGGGUCCAUUUUGGGAUCAGUCAUGGAUGUAUGUGAGAUGUCCUGUCUGUCUCUUCUCUCGAUGUCUUACCAGAAAGAAGAGCCAGCCAAAGGGAGAAGGAUGGACCGCAUACUGCAACGACAGGACAGCUGGUCCAGCUUCUAUACAAGUGUGUGUCUGUUCAUUCAUUAACUACAGUGCCUUCAGAAUGUAUUCAUACCCAUUGACUUAUUCCACAUGUAUUUUUUUCUCUCACCCAUCUACACAAUACCCCAUAAUGACAAAGUGAAAACAUGUUUUUAGAAAUGUUUGCAAAUGUAUUGAAAAUUAAAUACAGAAAUAUCACGUGGUCCUCUGUAGCUCAGCUGGUAGAGCACGGCGCUUGUAACGCCAAGGUAGUGGGUUCGAUCCCCGGGACCACCCAUACACAAAAAUGUAUGCACGCAUGACUAAGUCGCUUUGGAUAAAAGCGUCUGCUAAAUGGCAUAUUAUUAUUAUUAUUAUUAUUAUUAUUAUUAUUAUUAUCAUCUAGUUUACAGAAGUAUUCACACCCCUUUGCUAUGACACUCCAAAUUGAGCUCCAGUGCAUCAAAUGUCCUUUGAUCAUCCUUGAGAUGUCACUACAACUUGAUUGGAGUCCACCUGUGGCCAAUUCAAUUGUUUGGACAUGAUUUAGAAAGAAACACGCCUGUCUAUAUAAGGUCCCCAAUCGACAGUGCAUGUCAGAGCAGAAACUAUACCAUGAAGUCCAAGGAACUGUCCGUAGAUCUCCGAGAUAGAACUGUGAUGAGGCAUAUAUCUGUGGAAGGAUAUAAAACAAUUUCUAGAGUAUUGAAAGUUUCCAAGAGCACGGUGGUCUACAUCAUUGGGAAAUUGAAAAAAGAUGGAACUACCCAGACUCUGCCUAGAGCUGGCCGUCCGACCAAACUGAGCAACCGGCCAAGAAGGACCUUGGUCAGGGAGGUGACCAAGAACCCAAUGACUACUGACAGAACUACAGAGUUCCUUGUCUGAGAUGGGAGAACCCAACAGUCACUACAGCACUUCAACAAUCUGGGCUUUAUGGGAGAGUGGCCUGACGGAAGCCAAUCCUGAGAAAAAGGCACAUGACAGCACACCUGGAGUUUGCAAAAAGGCAUGUGAAAGACUCCGAGCAUAAGGCAAAAGAUUCUGUUGUCUAAUGACACAAAAAUGGAAGCCUGAAUGCAAGGCGCUAUGUCUGGAGAAAAUCAGGCACAGCUCAUCACCCGUCUAACACCAUCCCUGCUAUGAAGAUUGGGAGACUGGUAAGGAUAGAGGGAACAAUGAAUGGAGCCAAAUUCAGGCAAAUCCUUGAUGAGAACCUGCUUCAGAGUGCAAAUGACCUUAGACUGGGGCAAAGAUGUAUGUUCCAACAGGACAAUGACCCCAAGCAUACAGCCAAAGCAACGCUGGAAUGGCUUCAGAAUAAGAAUAUGAAAGUCCUUGAGUGGCCCAGCCAAAGCCCAGACUUGAAUCCCAUUGAAAAUCUGUGGAAAGACUUGAAGAUUGCUGUUCACUGCUGCGCCCCAUCUAAUUUACCAGAGCAAAAAAAAAUCUGCAAGGAAGAAUGGGAGAAAGUCCCCAAAUCCAGAUGUGCAAAGCUGAUACAGACAUACCCAAGACGACUCAAAGCUGUAAUCGCCACCAAAGGUGCUUCUACAAAUUAUUGACUCAAGGGUGUGAAUACAUAUGUAAAUACCUAUGGGUGGCAGAUAGCGUAGCGGUUAAGAGUGUUGGGCCAGUAACCGAAAGGUACCCGAGGCGACUAGUGAAGAAUCUGUUUAUGUGCCCUUGAGCAAGGCACUUAAACCUAAUUGCUCCUGUAAGUCACUCUGGAUAAGAGUGUCUGAUUAAAUCACUAAAAUGUAAAUGAGAUAUUUCUUUUUCAAUACAUUUGCAAAGAAUCUUAACAUGUUUUCACUUUGUCAUUAUGGGGUAGUGUAUGUGUAGAUGGGUGAGAGAGAAAUCUACUUAAUCCAUUUAGAAUUCAGGCUGUAACACAACAAAAUGUGGAAUAAGUCAAUAUAAUACUUUCUGAAGGCACUGUAAAAGAGUUAUUCCACAACUGCUUUCUUUUUAUCUAGUCAGUUGUACAACUGAAUGCAUUCAGCUGAAAUGUCUUCCGCAUGAAAGUUACUGGGCUCUUGACUAAUUGCUAAUGUCUGACAGAAAAACAGGAGGAGGACCAGAACGCAGACCCAUUGUCCUCAUUCAGGCGAGUGGACCGGCACUCUGGAGAUGCUUGAGAAAUAUGCCCAAAUAAAGCCUUCUAUCUACGUAGCUAUAACGUUGGUCUGUUAUCCACCUUCCAGACCUCAGGAUGGUUUCAGCAUGCUGCUACGAAGUCAUGGAGGCUCCAGGCGGAACUCACUCCUGCGUUGGUGUCAAAGCCGCACCCAGGGCUAUAAGGUCAGAAGUGGCAACGUUUUCUAGAAUAACCCACGCAAGCUUACCAUUCAUAUUUUUCAAACAUUGGUCUGUAUUCUGUCCAUACAAACCUUUUGAUUAAAACAUGUUUUUACAGAAUAUUGAGAUCACCAACUUCAGCAGCAGUUGGGAGGACGGUCUGGCUUUCUGUGCUGUGUACCACACCUAUCUCCCCACACACAUCCCCUACAGUAGUCUCAGCACAGGAGACAAGGUAAGAGGAAUGCAUACCCAUUCACAUGCAGCACAUACUGCUAUAUUGACCCUACAGUUAAGUCCUAAACUUGUUUUGUGCAGAGUGAGAACCUGGACCUAGCCUUCCAGACGGGGGAGAGUGUUGGAAUCACAGCCACUCUGGUGAGACCCACAUUUAAACUAACUGGGCUAACUACCAGGACUUUCACCUGCAUAUUACUUAGGGAAUAAACUUGUACUAACACGUCACCAUGAACAUGGAACACAGCUGUUGUGAACAUACGGUAGGGAGCUUGACUAGUGAGUCAAAUGUAAGGUGUCACUGAUGUUUGUAGUUCUGAUUGGAGCCUUGCGUAGUACUCAGUGGUCACCUUUGAAUGAGAAUAGAGUUUGUCCAUGACGGCGAGUAUGGACUUCUUAUUCUUCAACAGAGUGUUUGUGUUUGAUUGACAGACCGUGGAGGAGAUGCUGAGAUCAGGUGGGCCCGACUGGCAGAGGGUCCUGGGGUACGUUGAAAGCAUGUUUCGUCACUUUGAGAUG